UCUUGUUGUUGCUAGCUUGAAGCACUUCCUGUUACAAGGUCUUCGAGUUGCUGCUGCAACAAUGUUUUAACUGUCAAGUUUUUCGCUAAAGAAGCGUUUUGACAACAUUUUUAUUCAUUCGAUAUUCUUUUCUAAAUACCUAGGUUUUUUUGUAUAUAUGCAAAUCUGAAUUGCCGUUGACAUUGAACUUGCUGAUACCUGCAGACCCAUUGGGUAGUAACCUGCCCCUCCAUAAAUCUGAACCAGAACAAACAAUCGGCAUGUACGCCCACAAACGCAAGAGACUGGGAGGAAGAUGCUUGCCUUUAUUGGGACUUAUUUUGUCUUCGCCUUGUAGUGGCUGGCAUGUGUAAUCCGUGCACAGAAGUGUACAUGCAUCAUAACCACGAAGACUCAACGUUUCCUGCAAAGCCUCGCGGUAACCCUAGUGCUUUGUUUCUGACACCAGCUCCUAGGACACGACUAAACAAUGGAGACUCAAGAGGGAGCACCUAGAGACCGUUGGCAUUUUGUAGGAAUUAUUUUCUUUAUCCUUGGACUGGGAACACUGCUGCCAUGGAAUUUUUUCAUGACUGCUUCAUUGUACUUCAAUAACAGGCUGAACACGUCUGAAUGGAGCAAUGGCACAAUGACGUCCACAAAGGAGUAUUAUUUCAACAACUGGAUGACUCUGCUUUCCCAGCUGCCCCUGCUGCUCUUCACCCUUCUCAACUCCAUCCUCUACCCACGGAUCUCCGAGAAGAUACGGAUAGCAGGUAGCCAGGUCUUCAUCCUCAUCAUCUUCAUCCUCACCGCCAUCCUGGUCAAGGUUCCAAUGGUGCAGGACCGCUUCUUCUCCAUCACCAUGGCAACCAUCUGGUUCAUAAAUUCAUUUGGCGCAGUGCUGCAGGGGAGCCUUUUCGGCCUGGUAGGCUUGCUACCGCAGAAAUACAGCACAUUUUUCAUGAGCGGACAAGGUCUGGCCGGGGCGUUCGCCGCUCUCGCCAUACUGAUGGCCAUCGCAAGUGACACAAAUGCUGAAACUGCAGCUCUUGGAUAUUUCAUCACUCCGUGUGUGGGGACUCUAGUAACACUGAUCAGCUACCUGCUGCUGCCCAAACUGUAUUCCGCAGUGAAAUUCCUUCCAACAGCUACAGUGAGUAUGCUGUGUGUGUGUGUGUGUGUGUACAGUUUGUUAGUCAACAAAACUGAUGCUAAAAGUCUGAUUAAUCCAUUUUGUAUACUUUACACACGUGUUGUACAGGAGUUUGCCAGAUUUUACCUCAACAAGAGCAAGGGUCAAAGCUAUGAAGUUGAUGCUUCUAGGGAGCUUCUACCUAAAGGCAUACAGGAGAAUGGGGAACCGAACAGUCAGGCCACUGAUUCGGUGCCCAAUGGAUCUCCCUGCAGUCCGGAGAGUGACGUUGCCAGGCAAGCAUUUGUUAGCAUUGACGCUGAGCAUGACAAGCAAGUAAAGAGCUCCGUGUUGGAAGUGUUAAAAAAGAUUUGGGUAAUGGCGUUCUGCAUAACAUUCGUGGUCAUGGUCACACUCUCUGUCUUCCCCGCCGUCACAGUGGACGUGAAGACCGUUUACGAGGGAAAGUGGGAAAAUUAUUUUAUCCCUGUGUGCUGUUUCCUGCUAUUUAACGUGAUGGACUGGAUUGGAAGAUCCAUCACGUCUCAUGUGCGAUGGCCCUCUAAAGAGAGUCGGUUGUUUCCAGUGCUAGUGGUCUCCCGUGUGCUCUUCAUUCCUCUGCUGAUGUUCUGUAAUGUUCAGGAACGUCACUUCAUGCCUGUGCUCUUUGGCAACGACUGGUCCUUUGCCAUCAUCAUGGUUUUCUUCUCAGUGUCCAGCGGUUAUUGCGUCUGCCUGUCUAUGUCUUACGCACCACAGUUGGUGGCUCCACAAGAUGGAGAGACAACAGGAGCUCUGAUGAUGUUCUUCCUGGCACUGGGACUUUCUUUGGGAGCUGCUCUGUCUUUCUUGCUGCGAUUAAUCGUCUAGUCUAAUCCGCACACAUUUGAGGUUGCCAGGCCUGAUUUAUGCGAUCGCUUCCUGUUGGAUCCUUCACCCACACCAUCUGAAAGGUGUGCUCCGUUACCAGGAAGCACUCGGGACAAAACGAGCUAAUCGCUUUAUGCAGAAUAUUUUAGCAUUAUUUGAAUAUUUAGCAUAAUUUAGUAGAACGUCUGAAAGAAGAAGAAAAACUGGAUGUUAGCCAUUUUUAUUGGCCAUUUACUGCAGUUUGUUUUAUUUAAAAAAAGGGAAAGGGUCUUUGACAAUGACCGAACAAAAGGGAAUAGACACAGCAUAUUCUGGAAAAAUAACCCUCAGUUCACUUUAUACCAAAUACUGCUAGAGUAGUUAAAUGAAAUUGAUUGGCUCCUGAGUGGCAUAACAAAAAAGUGAUGGUGUUCCUCUCUCCUGUCAAAUUGUUAUUGUCUGCAGAAGAGGGUAGAUAGUGCCUUCCUUUGAGUGAGUUCAGGUGUCCUGUAACAUGGAAUGAGCAGCAUUCUGGUGGCUAGAUUCAUGCGACCAUGAGGAAGCAAGUGCUAGCAUUCGUCAUCCCUGGUUGUUAGCGGUUACAUAACAGACAGGAAAAUAGGCAGGGGGGAAAAACCCAAUAUACAAUUUUGCCACAGUAAUACAGGAGACACCUGAAAACUACUCUUUUUCCAUUUUAUUUAUUUUUCAGCUAAAGCAACAGUGGGUGCGUCGAUGGAUGAAUGGAUGGGAGAAAGAAAGGGAAUCGGCAUGGUUGGAUGGAUGGUUGGGAGAAAAAUGGGAAUCGGCAUGAAUGGGAUUUUUUGCGGGGGGAUUUUAAGGAUUGAUUUUAAAGAUUUUGACUGCAGGACGUUUUAAAUAAUAUUGACUUAAAAGGCUCUAGAGUCUUCUAGAACUGACACAACAGCCAUGUACCUCCUUAUUAUGACCAGAGAUUUCCGUUUGUAUGCUGGCAGGAAAUAAAGGGUUAACCAGGGGUGGUUCCUUAACCAGCAGUGUAAAAAUAGAUGCUGAUUAUGUUAACUUGUAGCCAGUAAACAGUAGCUAAUCAGUAAUAACUAUAACCUCAGAAACAUUCACAUUUCACACUUCGUUUCAUUUCUAUGUAAAAAGGGAAAAAUGAUCAUACUGUGGGGUUUUGGUUUUCCAGACCACGGAGGGAAAAAGGAAGAGAGAAAGGGAAGUUUUAUGCUUAUUAGUUAUAAGAAACUAUAUAUCACGUUUUAAACCUGGUUCUCAAUGUACUCACACACACACACACACACGUAAAAACAGUAGAUGAAGAACAUUUAGUAUAUUUCAUAAUGGCUAGAUAUCAGGCUAGAUAUUUAUUGGCUCAGUGUAAAACAUUUUGCAUACAUUUUAAGAUUUUGUUUAAGAUUUAUUAACACUUCGCUUUUUAUACAGAGAAUGACCGAAUUUUAAAACCAUUACCAAAUAUUAAAUAUAACAAAAGUGGAUUGUAAUGGAUUUUUUCUUUUUGGUCUACUUUGUACUUUAAAAUUCAUAUUCAGCAUAAACAUUUGUAACUGUACUCUAGUAAGGAAUAUGUUCUUAGAAUAAGGGAAAAGGUCAUUGCUUGGUUUAGAGAAAAUAUGUUUUCCCUUGAGGAAUUGUUUUGACGCGUUUUUGAAGAUGGCGUGCAGUGACGCACACUUGCGUGAACGUUCCGAGCAAGAUGUUUCCUCAAACGGUUUCCUAUUUUCUCUGUGCUUGAAUUUUAGGUGGAGUAAAUUACAGGCUUUUACCGAAGCUGUUUUUCAGCUCUGACAGCUCGUCUGCGAGGUCAUUACAGAGUGUUACGACAGCUCUGCGAUUUGGCCCUGUUUUAUUUCGACUGGUUAAAAAGGGAGCAUGAGAGCUGAGGAGGACUUUUCUCAUUUCUUUACAUGCUUUUAUGAUGAAUCUCUGUUUCCAUGGUAGCAUUUAGAAGUGUAGAGGGAUCUGUUAGCACUCAGCGCUGUGCUGCAAAGUCUGUACGCUUGUGAAAGUCAUGUUUGGAGAGUAUAGGAAAACGUUUAAAGCCAUAUUGUUCUCACAGAUCCUGUCUAACAUGAAUUUGCCAACAGUUAAGUCUCAUCUGAUGUUAUUUUUAAGCAUUAGACGUUUUUUUUUUUUUUUUUUUUUUUAAAUUGCAGUAAAUUUCAGGGUUUUAAUGUGUAUAACUGGUUAUGCCUGUAAAUACUGACCUGACAAGUUCAGUUACCUCUUUUCUGUCAUUUAUUUUAUUGUUAUUUUUAGUGUUCUAGUUAUGCAUUAUUAACCCUCCUAUUAUGUUGACACAUCUGAGAUGUUAAUCUCUCUCUUUCUCUCUGAACUUUUUGGACUUCCCUCGUUAGCCACUACAUGUGCUUAUAUAUGCAAGUAUUAUAUGCAAUGUCGGACAAGGUUUACUGUUCGAAGCUGUUCUUUUGCGUGUAUUUAAACUGUGGAAGUCAUUUUGACACGUAACAUAAUGGAGGUAACUUUUUCCCCCAACAUAAUAGGGGGUUAAAGAAGCCGUUUUUAAUGUUUAUAGUCCUUGGCUUUCUGGGAGGUGAAAUGUAUGUAACUGCAGUUAAAAACAUUGACAACUUUUGAAACUGCAUAUGCCCCAUGAGUGUGCUUUUUGUUUGUUUGUUUUUUAUUUAAUAUAAAGGGGAAAAAAUGGCACAGUUGAGCAGUUUUGUUCCUGUGGUAGGUGGAGCUAAUUUCUGGUCAGGAAAUAAACAGUGAAUCCAUUGCAUGACGAUAUUUGAAGUCAGUAUUUCUAUGAGUUCUAACACCUUUAAUAAACAUUACAAACGGCAGCUUUUAAUUAUUCUUUUGUUUUUAAAUCACAAUCACUUAUUUCCUAACCUUUUUUUCCUUUUACAGUCAGGUGUUGCCUAAUUUGACAGCUACAGUCCUCAUACACUUUCACUUGUUCAUUAUUGUUUUUAAUCCGUUUUCUUCCCUUCCUUCUGUGUUUAAGCUUGACUUUAUUUUAUUAACUUGUGUUUUUUUUUGUUGGUUUAAACUUUAAACGAGGUGAAAAUGAAAGGACUAGGGUUCUCCUAGACCUCUACUAUAACAUGAGUAUGCUGAACUGUAUUUUUGUCCAGGGAAUGAAUUUGUACUUUCCAAUCACUAUGUAGACAAGAGGCAUGUUUGUGGAAAGAGAUAUACCCUUUAAGCUAUACAGCAACGACAACCUGAUGGACUUGUUUCUUUCCCUUGUGCGAGCUAAAUGAGCUGCAACACAAAUGUAUGCAUGUGAGAGUUGUCUGGACUUUAUUCCUGUCCAGACAACUCUUGUUCUGCCUCCUAGUGGAGUGUUGAGAACCAAGAAUGCCACAGAUGGUCGAAGAAUUUCUUUUUCAUUCUUGAAAGACUGUUAAUGAAACCAUUCAACUGAAAUCUUGGAAUAUGGGAGCCAGUUAUCCAUGACUGUGUGUAUAUGCAUAUUUGGAAGCCGUUUUCCUUUCCUCAGUUUAAAAGAUGUGGCAUUUUUGUUAUUGCUGAAAUAAAAUGCAUUUUUUAUUAAAUAAA
Molecule: messenger RNA, 5494 nt
Organism: Ictalurus punctatus (channel catfish)
Lineage: Eukaryota; Metazoa; Chordata; Actinopteri; Siluriformes; Ictaluridae
Product: equilibrative nucleoside transporter 2
Exons: 12
Coding region: 470-1984 (504 amino acids)
Biological process (GO): adenine transport; thymine transport; nucleoside transmembrane transport
Cellular component (GO): plasma membrane; basolateral plasma membrane
Molecular function (GO): nucleoside transmembrane transporter activity
Source: RefSeq, a predicted model, not a curated record